Molecule: messenger RNA, 1077 nt
Organism: Lolium perenne
Lineage: Eukaryota; Viridiplantae; Streptophyta; Magnoliopsida; Poales; Poaceae
Product: CASP-like protein 2A1
Source: RefSeq, a predicted model, not a curated record
CCUUGGGCCAGGCAUCAAUCCACUCGUCUCGUCGCUGCCUUGGACUCGCCCAUACGGUACCGCCACCGCGCCAUUAACUCCGGGCAUUCAAGCCACUCCGCUGCUCUCCAACCACCUGCCCUGCUCCUCGCCUUAAAUGCGCGCCUCCCGCUCGGCCCGACCUCCUUCCCUUCAAUCAGAGAGAGGGACCAGCGCGCGCUAGAAUUGUGAGUGAGUUGAGUUCUUGGAGUACUUCUUGGUCGACGUUGGCCGUUGCUGCUGCUGCUCGAGAUGUCCAAGAUGGCGGACGAGAAGGUGAUGGGGGCGCCGGCGAGCGGCGGCGGAGGGGAGGACGCGGGGGAGCUGUCGCCCGCGGAGGCGCGGGUCCGGCCGUUGGAGACGCUGCUGCGCGCCGCGCCGCUGGGCCUCUGCGUCGCCGCCAUGGCCGUCAUGCUCCGCGACACGCAGACCAACGAGUACGGCACCGUCUCCUACUCCGACCUCGGCGGCUUCAAGUACCUGGUUUACGCCAACGGGCUGUGCGCCGCCUACUCCCUGGUCUCCGCCUUCUACACUGCCGUGCCGCGCCCGGCCACGCUGUCCCGCUCCUGGAUCGUCUUCCUCCUAGAUCAGGUGUUCACCUACCUGAUCCUGGCGGCCGGCGCGGCGUCGGCGGAGCUGCUCUACCUGGCGUACAACGGCGACAAGGAGGUGACCUGGAGCGAGGCGUGCGGCGUGUUCGGGGGAUUCUGCCGCCAGGCCAAGACGUCCGUCGCCAUCACCUUCGGCUCCGUCCUCUGCUACAUCGUCCUCUCCCUCAUCUCCUCCUACCGCCUCUUCAGCGCCUACGACGCCCCCGUGCCGUCGCACGGCAACAAGGGCGUUGAGAUCGCUGCCUUCCCGCGCUGAGCCAUGCAUGAUCACAAGACGGACCGACGGUGUUGCUAGCUACUACCUCAUGGAUCAAAACACGUAGUACGUGUACUUAGUACUAUCGCUGGGUCUGUGACUGAGUUGCGUAGGCCAAUGAAAUAAUCUGUAUGGGUUUAUAGUUAAUUUCCAGCUACAUAUAGUACAAUCUGCUCCUCUGCUUUUUCA